UGUGUAGGGACUUUAUAUGUUUUGACUCUUUUAGAGAAUCUGAAACUAAAAAGCUUGAAGUAGAUUCGCGUUUUGAAAUUGUUGAAAGGAUGAUAUUAUCUCAAUAAUUGCAGAAAUUGAGAAACUCAGGAAUGUGAAAUUGAUCGUUUCUUAGACGCAACUAAGGAAGCUGAAAGACCGGAGAACGUAGCACUCUAGAUAUGACUGUAACCACUUAGUUUAAAGACCCCAAAACAUCAUGUCGAUGCAUGGCUAUCAGGACGUGUGUAGCACCGCCAUUCGACGUCAAAAUACGCAACUACUGGUUGACCGUAAAUUGACUAUUGUUCCUAAAACGCCUCGAAGGCGCAGGAAAGAAAGGGCGCCAAUAGUAGAAUUAUUGCCGUUCAGGAGGAAGGUUUGGAAACGAGAAAAAUCAUUUGCUUAUAACGCACAUGUUGAUACUGUGAAAGAUGCGCCCCGUAUAACUGAUGAAGUUGACGUGGAAACAGAACCUGCGUACGUAGAACCACGAAUACAGACGCUGACACCUCGGGUGAGUGACCACAUAGUGCCGUCACGUCAAAAAGGAUCUUCCACGAAGAAAAUUGGCCCGUCAUCUUCUGUAUCCUCGCUUUCUGAAACUCCCAGAAUCCCUAGGUCAUCGACUGAGCUAUCGUUUCCAUCAUUCCCCGACGGGUUUGUGACUAUAGGAACCAGGCAAAGGUCGACCUUAGAAGAAAUACACGAGCGCGAUAGGAAGCCAUCGGAUACGAGUAAAGAAAAGGACACGGCGUCCUAUGAUAGCAUCAAAGAUGCAAUCGACCAGGAAUCUAGUAAUGCUACAAACAAAGUCAAGGAUAAUGAUAAUGUCUUGCGUGAAAAGAAAGAAAGGAACUUGUCACCACGACGGUUGACUGGCCACGCCGAUUCGAUCACCGAAGCGUCGAUCACAGUGGAUGGAGCGAGCAUUCAAGAAUGGCGAAUCCCGCCAGAUAUACAGUUCCCCGAAUACCAACAUUAUAAUUUUUCUAGACCAUAUUUAUCCGAAGAUAAUUAUACUAUUGAUUCAGUUUCUAAAGUUCGCCCAAGUACGGACAAUCGGCAUUUGACGACUCCGCAUGAAAAGUACACAUUUGAUCGAGCAAUGACUCUUCCAUCGAUAAACAUUCGAAACGCCCCUCUUAAGACACGACAGAAACGCAACGAAACAUCAAGAAAGGACGUCAGUAAAUCUGAUAGCACAUGGUCGUAUCAUGUACGCCACGAAGUGCCAAACACUCUGCAAUACAUGGAAUCCAAGGGCAGGCCCAUGGGAUUAGAAAAACAACUCUCUAUGGAUUUAAGCAUCACGUUGGAUAAUAUUCGACGGAAUAAAUCAUACAAUGGAACUACGCAAAUGCCAUUUAUCCUCGGGAGUCCACAAAGAGGGUAUUUAAGAGCGCACGGGCCCCCUACUCGAGGUGAAAAACGCAUUGAAGACGCAAGAAAGCCCAAUCAUUCGCAGCAGGCGGGGGUUAUCAAGAUACCAUUAAUUAAUCCCCGCCACGCUCCACCAAUUAGAUUACAGUACACGGAAAAGCAGAAUAUAUUCAAAAUCCCCAAAUCAGAGAGUAAGGACUCUGGCAUUGAUAGCAUAGAACAUCAUUACAAUCCAAGACAGCUUGAUAAAACAAUUGAUCACUUUAAAAUGUAGAUGACGUUUUAACUGAACAUGAAAUACCUCAUAUAACUUCUGUUGAUACACAUGAAGAUAGUGUCGCGUUGAAAAAUGAACUAAGGACACUCUUUACCGAUCUCAAGGUCAAAGUAAAUGACAUAAUGAAUGAUAAUUCUGGCAAUAUAGCGCAACAUCAAUGAAAAUUGUUCUUGAUCGCCUAACGAGUUUUACGAAUCCACAAGGCCCACAACAAUUGAGCACGAGGGCCAGGAAUAAAACAUGUAAGACAUGGAUUAAAUUAUGGAUGUAUGCUAUAAUACUAGAUGCGUGUUUUAAUAUUUUAUUGCUGAAUUCCCGGGCCUCAGUUUGAAACAUCAUUUUUUAAGACUAGAGGAGAAAAUAAUUUAAAUCCAGAAAUGCAUUAAAAUGUUUACAUAAUAAGGUUUCGUAAUUCCGAUUAAAAUGAUACAAUUUUGAGAUAACCCAACAAUCUUCAUGUCGUCAUUCGACCACCAUUUGUCAUACUUUCAGGUCGUUCGUCUGUCCAGCAGACUAUGAAUUCAGCAC
Owenia fusiformis is the source of this 2206-nucleotide messenger RNA. NCBI's taxonomy places the organism in Eukaryota, Metazoa, Annelida, Polychaeta, Sabellida, Oweniidae. The record is from the annotation of a GenBank genome assembly.